UCCGUCUGAGACUGGACUGACUAGUGUUUUAGCAGUGCAUUCGAUCUCAUUCAUCUGCUAAAAACCAUUCUCUUCCUUCCUUCACAUAUUCAUAACAUUCCAUUUCCAAACCCUAAUUUACAAAAACCUACCACGAACACAAGUACACAACCAUCUCAAUCAACAGAUCAAAGAAAUAUCAACACAGACACAGAUGGAAGAGUAUCCCGAAGAGCUGCGAACUCCACCGGUGGCUCUGGUUUCGCUGGUCGGAUGUCCAGAUCUUCACACACUCAUCUCGACUCAUCUCCACUCGGAGCAACCACCAAUCAAUACCCUAGCAUUACCCGAUUUCUCCAAGAUCUCUGUAAUGGCCAAAAUUCCUAAGGAAAAUUCAGCUUCUGGUCAAACUGCUGGAAUUUUGAAGAGAGAUUGGCUUCCGAAGCACCGGACUAGGGUUCCGGCAGUCGUCGCUGCUCUCUUCAGCUCCGAUCACGUCUCCGGCGAUCCCGCUCAGUGGCUACAGGUCUGCACCGAUCUAGAAAACCUCAAAACCGUGAUUCGAGGAAGGAGCAUCAAAUUGGUUCUUCUUGUUGUGCAGUCUACUUCUAAGGAUGAUAUAAGUGAAGAUCGUAUGAUUGCUCUACGUAAGCGUGCGGAAGUAGAUUCCAAGUACAUUAUUGUCUUUGUCCCUAUCGAUGGUCCAGAACUAGAACAAUCGCUUAACAGGCUAGGGAACACAUUUGCAGAAUUAGCAAAUACAUAUUACAGGGAAGAAGGACGAAGGAUUAAAACGCGUCUUGAAAAGAAAAGCUUCAGUUCUGUAGAGUUGAAUAUCCGCUAUUGCUUUAAAGUUGCUGUAUAUGCAGAAUUCCGGAGAGACUGGGUUGAAGCUUUGAGGUCAUAUGAGGAUGCCUAUCAUAUCCUACGGGAGAUGAUUGGGACAUCAACAAGAUUGCCUGCAGCUCAACGCUUAGUUGAGAUAAAAACAGUUGCUGAGCAAUUGCACUUCAAGAUAUCAACACUCUUGCUGCAUGGUGGAAAACUUUCAGAAGCAAUCACACGGUUCCGCCAGCACAAUGCUUCUUACAGGAGGCUCGUGGGUAUACCACAAGCUAUUUUUCUUCACUGGGAAUGGCUGAGCAGACAAUUUUUGGUUUUUGCUGAAUUACUAGAGACGAGCUCUGCUAUUACUCAAAGCAAUCCAUCUCCAGUUACAGGCGGUUCAGAUAAAUUGACUGAGUGGGAAUUUAGCUCAGCUUAUUAUUAUCAGUUAGCUGCUCACUACUUGAAGGAGAAAAGGUCUUGUUUGGAACUUGCGCUUUCUAUGUCAGACUCUACUAAUGAGAUUGAUAGCAUGGCUGAAUCUGUGGUACCUUCUGUUUAUGUGGGUCAAUUUGCUCGAUUACUUGAGCAAGGGGAUCAAUUUUUAAUGCAAUCUCUUACUGAUGAAGAGUAUAUCCGUUACGCUCUAGCUGAAGGGAAGAGAUUCCAGGAUUCCUUUGAAAUUAUUGCUCUGCUCAAAAAAUCUUUUGAAACAUAUAGCAACUCCAAAGCCCAGAGGAUGGCUUCUAAUUGUGGGUUCCAAAUGGCCAGAGAAUAUUUUGCUUUGAGUGAUUUCAGUAAUGCUAAACAGUUUUUUGAUAGUGUUGCAAGUCUUUACAGACAAGAUGGUUGGGUGACUUUGUUAUGGGAAGUUCUGGGUUACCUGCGAGAGUGCACAAGGAGGCUUGGUUCUGUAAAAGAUUUUGUUGAGUAUUCCCUUGAAAUGGCUGCUCUGCCAGUAUCAUCUAUGUCUGGUGUCCAAUCAUUUAGUUUUAAGGAUAGUGGCCUGGCUGGGCCUGCAAGUCUUGCACAGAGAGAAAUCAUACACAAGGAAGUAUUUGGUAUUGUCAAAGAAGAACCUGGGCUGUCAUCCGAUGAAGAUAAUAAUAACCUAAAAGUGACUGGUGAUCAUCCCCUUCAUCUUGAGAUUGAUCUUGUCAGUCCCCUCCGAGUGGUACUUCUUGCGUCAGUUGCUUUUCAUGAACAGAUAGUUAAGCCUGGUGUACCUACCUUGAUUACGAUAAGCCUACUAUCUCAAUUGCCCCAUCCUGUUGAGAUAGAUUACUUGGAAAUUCAGUUCAAUCAAUCUGAUUGUAAUUUUACCAUCAUCAAUGGUCAGAGACCUCAGGUAUCUGCAAUUUCUAGUGAUCAAUCGGAUUGCCGAGUGGAGACUGCUCCUGUUCUGGCACUUGUUACAAACAAAUGGCUACGGUUGACAUAUGACAUCAAAUCUGAACAAAGUGGAAAGCUUGAAUGUGUAUCUGUAAUUGCAAGAAUGGGACCCCACUUCACAAUCUGUUGCAGAGCUGAAAGUCCUGCCUCGAUGAACGAUUUACCACUUUGGAAAUUUGAAGACCGUGUAGAAACUUUUCCAACCAAGGAUCCUGCUCUUGCAUUCUCUGGUCAGAAGGCAACCGAGGUGGAAGAACCAGAUCCACAAGUGGACGUUCAAUUAGGUGCUUCUGGCCCUGCAUUGGUUGGAGAGAAUUUUAUUGUACCUGUUAGAGUCGCCUCAAAAGGCCAUGCCAUCCAUUCUGGGGAAUUGAAGAUUAACCUGGUGGAUACAAGAGGUGGGGGGUUGCUUAGUCCACGGGAAGAAGAACCUUUUUCUGCAGACAAUCUUCAUGUUGAGCUUCUCGGAGUAUCUGGACGAGAAUGUGAAGAUGAGUCUCAAAGUUCUACUGAUAAUAUCAGGAAAAUUCAGCACUCCUUUGGAUUGAUUCCUGUUCCAUUUGUAAAUGUGGGAGACUCGUGGUUGUGCAAACUGGAAAUAAAAUGGCACCGCCCCAAGCCGAUUAUGCUUUAUGUGUCAUUGGGCUAUUCAACACAUAGCAGCGAGCCUAGUGUGCAGAAAGUUCAUGUCCACAAAAGCUUGCAGAUUGAAGGCAAGACUGCUGUGUUAAUUAGCCAUCAGUUCAUGUUACCAUUCCGACGUGACCCUCUGUUGAUCUCAAAGAUCAAGCCAGUUCGUGAUCCUGAUCAGAUGCCAUCAUUGCCUCUAAAUGAAAAAAGCGUACUCAUUGUUAGUACUAAAAACUGCACGGAGGUGCCAUUGCGAUUAUUAUCAAUGUCUAUUGAAGUGGAGGAUGAUGGCAGUGGACGGUCAUGCAUUGUGCAACAUGGGGGUGAGGACAUCGUAGACCCUGCUCUCCUCGUGCCUGGCGAAGAGUUUAAGAAGGUUUUUUCUGUCAUUCCUGAAGUAAAUUUGCCAAAGCUUAAUGUAGGGACAGUGUGUCUAAGAUGGAGGAGAGAUUAUGGACCUGAAGAGUUAUCUCAUUCUGAUACAACAGAUAUAUCGGAGGUUUUGACACAACACAGACUUCCUGAUGUAAAUGUUGAGUUGUCUCCAUUAGUUGUGAGUUUGGAGUGUCCCUCUCAUGCCAUCCUCGGGAACCCCUUUACGUACUUCAUCAAAAUUCAGAAUCAAACAAAGUUGCUGCAAGAGAUUAAGUUCUCAUUGGCGGAUUCACAAAGUUUUGUGUUGUCUGGGUACCAUAAUGACACGAUAUUUGUUCUACCAAAAUCCGAGCAUAUACUCAGUUACAAGCUUGUACCACUGGCCUCAGGUUACCAACAGCUACCCAAAGUCUCUGUGACCUCAGUGAGAUAUUCAGCUGGAUUUCAACCAUCAAUAGCUGCAGCUACAGUUUUCAUCUUCCCCACCAAGCCUCGUUUUAUGACAGCUGAUGUGGAGGCUAGGCCAGACGCUGUAGCGAUUGAGUAAAUUCGUUUCCUGAUGAGAAAUUGUGCGCAUAAACGAGGUGCUAUGCAGACACCAUCUGAUGAUGAUCAUUGCAUCUUGUUUCGAUGGUGUCUCAGUCUGGACCAAAUCAAUCAAUAAUAGAGACUCUGAACAAGAUUUUUGUUGGGUGCAUUUUCUGAAAGGGUUUCUCUCAACAAUGCUCGAUUCCGGAACCAGCCUCUCAUUCAUAUUCACGCAGACCUAUCCGGGGAGAUCAUGGUGGUUACUGUUACAAUUAGUGUUUUUUAUUAUUAUUAUUAUUUAUAUAUAUAUAUAUAUAUAUAUAUAUAUAAAACCGCAUGUCAGUCGGUCAGGUGUUCUGGAAAAUCUGUGUUCCAUCAGAAUGGUCUGAUAUUGUGAAUGUUUUAACAAAUACGUACUAGUCUAAACAAAUUCAUUCUGCCAGUGAGGUGAUUAAAAUGUUAAAUUGUAGAACUGGUCUACUGCAAAAUUGUAUAACAUAAUUAAAUAAUACCAUUUUGAUAAUAUUUUGAGGUUGAUUCAUGUCAUGAAACACCGGUUUUAGUUCCUAAUA
Messenger RNA from Cornus florida, 4301 nucleotides. RefSeq lists its product as uncharacterized. Gene Ontology annotation, molecular function: protein binding. The coding region runs from base 194 to 3748 and encodes 1184 amino acids. The transcript has 9 exons. NCBI's taxonomy places the organism in Eukaryota, Viridiplantae, Streptophyta, Magnoliopsida, Cornales, Cornaceae. The record is from RefSeq and is a predicted model, not a curated record.